AUGCUUGUUUUACGCAUACAGACAGGUGGUUUAACGUCAUAUUUAAAAGUUGGUGAUCCGAAAUGUACAGAAAGUUCAAUUAAUGGAUUUCGUGGUGCAACUGGCUUAGCACUGAUACCAUUACAUAUUGUUGGUGAAACAUGGGCUAAUAUUGUGUCAGAAUAUACAUCAGAUCCAACAGCCACAACAUUCAAUGAUUAUUUAACAGAUACAUAUGUUGAUGAUAACGCUGGAUCUGCUCAGCGCGCGCGUUGA
This is a messenger RNA of Didymodactylos carnosus, 255 nucleotides long. The record is from the annotation of a GenBank genome assembly. NCBI's taxonomy places the organism in Eukaryota, Metazoa, Rotifera, Eurotatoria, Philodinida, Philodinidae.